GGCUCCGGACUCGCAAAACGCACAUCUGCUCCCCCCCCCAAAUCCCGCCGCGGCUCUAUCGCAUGCACAAUGUCUGACCAGGCUGCUACCAAGAAGAAGAUGUCGCAGCCCAGCCGGAAGGGCAAGAAGGCAUGGCGCAAGAAUGUCGAUAUCAAGGACGUCGAGGAGCAGCUGGAGGAGCUUCGGAGCGAGGAACGCAUCAGCGGCCAGCACAUCCACACAAAGCCCGACGCCGACCUCUUCGUCAUCGAUACUUCGGGCGACUCCAAAGAGAAGAGCGCCCAAAAGUUCAAAAAGACCCUCAAGGUCGAUGAGAUCCUCAGGCCUCAGUCCGCUGUCGCUUCGCCAACGGCCGCAAGGUCACAAAAGGGCGUCGUCAAGACCGUUAAUGCGAAGGGAAAGACCACCGUGGCCUCCAAGGCUGCCGUGGAUCAGAUCAACAAGAUCGUAAAGCGUCGCCAGGAGCAUGGCGUGCCGCCCAAGCCUGCUCCCAAGAAAAAGGGCACCACCUACUUUGACAUGUGGGAUGCUCCCGAGGAGCCUUCGACCCUGAACGACUAUGUCCAAGACCACCUGCCCCAGCCAGCCAAGAAACCCGAUCUGCCCAGCACCAAGGCCACAAACGUAUCUGCCGUCAAGGUCGCCCACGCCGGCGCCUCAUACAACCCUAAAUUUGACGAGCACCAGACGCUGCUGCAGUCGGCUCUCAAUGUCGAGCUCGACAAGAUCGCAAAGAGCGAAAAGAUUUCCAAGCAGUUGGAAUACCCCAAGGAGCUGGACGACCUGGACGAAGACAUGUUUGUAGACUAUGACGAUGACGACGAAGAUCCUAAUGCCGAGGGUGGAGAGGAUGGCGACGACGAAGACGCCCCAGACGCCGUCAACCACACCAAGUCAGUGGCAAAUGUCCGGAAAAGCAAGGCCCAGCGGAACAAGGAGCGGCGACGGUUGCAGCUGGAGAGAGCCGAGAAGGAGGAGCGAGAGCGCAAGCAGCUUCUGAAGCACAUUGGCAUGGUUGAAUCGAUCAGCGCUGAGCUGGACAGCCAGGAGCAAGAGACCAAGGAAAAGCUCGGCAAGCGGGCUGAGAUCAAGGAAAAGCUAAAGCAGAGCGGUGCAAGCCAAAUCGGACCACACAAGUUCAAGUCGGCCCCGCUAGAAAUUCAGCUGACCGAGGAGCUGUCGGACUCCCUCCGGUCGCUCAAACCCGAGGGCAACAUGUUUAAGGACCGAUUCCUGAGUCUUCAGGAACGCAAGUUGAUCGAGCCCAGAGUGCCCGUAACUCUCAAGCGAAAGCUCAAGCACAAGGAGGUCGAGCGGCACGAUUACAAGCGUUUCAAGUAGAAAUAAACGUGAUCCUAUCCUUCCACUCCAGAGAAGAAGAGAACAUCAGCUGGAGGAGAGGUUUUCAUGGGAAAGCGCCAGGA
Molecule: messenger RNA, 1424 nt
Organism: Polychytrium aggregatum
Lineage: Eukaryota; Fungi; Chytridiomycota; Chytridiomycetes; Polychytriales
Product: ribosome biogenesis protein Nop53/GLTSCR2
Exons: 9
Coding region: 70-1341 (423 amino acids)
Biological process (GO): rRNA processing; ribosomal large subunit assembly
Cellular component (GO): nucleolus
Molecular function (GO): 5S rRNA binding
Source: RefSeq, a predicted model, not a curated record